AUGCUGCGCAACCUCCUCCGCUACGUGGGCCUCGUCCUUGUGCUGCUGUUCUUCAUUGCCAGCGGCAUUGAGAAAUUGGCGGCUCCCUCAGUGGGCGCGGCGUUCCUUUCGAAGAGCAACUUUCCUCGCAUGUUGAUAAAAAUGGGCGUCAGGCUUUCGCCAUCGGAAUACAUCCACGUCGUUCGCCUCGCCGGUGUAAUGUGUGUGUCUUUUUCCCUUUUUAUUUUGCUCGGCGUUGGCCGCAGCUUCUUCUCCUUCGUGAUGGCAACUGGGAUGAUCAUCGCCACGGUUGCGUUCUACGUCGACCUCGACUACCCGUUUGACACUCCAGAGGAGAAUGUUCAGCACAUUCUCAAGAAUGCGUCCAUCGUUGGCGCGCUGCUGUUUGUGACAGGUAGUGGCCACCGAAGUCGUCGGUACAACCAAGCCCGUGUGGCGAGGGACAACGAGCGGGCAAAGAAGAACAAUUGA
Messenger RNA from Leishmania mexicana MHOM/GT/2001/U1103, 471 nucleotides. RefSeq lists its product as hypothetical. The record is from RefSeq and is a predicted model, not a curated record. The transcript has a single exon. NCBI's taxonomy places the organism in Eukaryota, Euglenozoa, Kinetoplastea, Trypanosomatida, Trypanosomatidae. The coding region runs from base 1 to 471 and encodes 156 amino acids.